ACUCCUCACUGCAAACAGGGUAAUUCUUAAUACGGUGUUUCUUGUUAAAAUUCUUUGCAUCAUAUAGCUUUUAAAGAUCAAACAAUUCCUUUCCAGCUUCGGUAUUUCAAAUGAUCAACAAAUUAGUACAAAAAUGAUCAAUAAACUGCAAGCCUAUCUUUUCAAACAGCUUUCCUACAAUACUGUCAAUUUUUAGAAUAUAUGUGCGCUUUAUCUACGUAUGACAUACAUCAUCAUACAUGUAUAUUAAAUGCAGUCGGACGUGUUUCAUACCGAUUGUUAGACCGUUCAUUUUAUACUAAUUUUGACUACGGAUUACUCCGUUUACUUGAAUAAGAUCUAGGGUCCACGACGGGUGUGAUCGGUCAACAGGGUAUGCGUACUCCUCCUUGGUAUCUGAUCUCACCUCUGCUGUUUCCUGGGGGUUGUGUGUUUGAAUUUAAGAAUUUAUGGAAUUGAUUGCUGUUCGAUGUCCAAAAUUCACUUUUUCAUCUUGCAGAAAAAGCUCGAAUGAUAAAUAAAUAAUCUUAUAUUGCUUCCCUCUAAUGUUCUUCUAGAAUGCUCAGUAAAAACGUACGGCAAAGGUUGUGGAAAUCACUGCAGCAGUCAUUGCAGAAAUAUGACAUGUAAUCCAAUCAAUGGAUCGUGUUUGGAGGGCUGUAUUCCCGGUUACUUGGGAAGUUUCUGCAACAAACCAUGUGACAAAGGAACAUAUGGAAUAAACUGCUCCCAGAAUUGUUCUCAAAACUGCCUCGGUGAAUGUGAUAAUGUUGACGGAUCCUGCACAUGUUCCUCUGAGUGGACGGGGUCCCCUGACUGUAGUGAAAAGGUACCUAUCGUCAGUAAUGACGAGUAUAGUACUCAAGAAACAUACAUCGCAGCCUUAUCUAUCUCACUGGUUAUCAACUUUAGCCUUGUUGUUGUCAUUGUUAUAUUAUUCAGGCUGCUCUAUAACAGAAAACAAGAGAAGAGUUCCUCGGACUAUAUCGCUAGUGCUGAAAUAUCACCGCCAUCACAAGACAGCGAUAACGAUGUACACCAGUAUCAGGAACUCAACAUGUCCAAUGAUAGUUCAUAUCAGAAUCUGUCUUUAAGAGAUCGUCUAUAAAAUGUACAGUGGAGCCUCGGUAAUCCGGACGCCAUUAAUCCGGACGUUUCACCUUCCGGACGAUUGUUAUAGGGAACGGAAUUUUCAUAUUUUAUUUUGCAUCAUUAAUCCGGAAAUCCGCGUUCCGGACGGUCAUUUUUUACUACAAAACGUUUAAAUUCAUUGAGAAUUGUACCGUUAAUCCGAACGGUAAUUGUUUUGAGGGAAGGUCUGUGUCGGACAAUUUUAGCAAGGCGUAAAUUAUAAAGAAAACAAGACAAACUGUCUAAUUGAAACGAUUAUCUGUACCCCGUCAACACCUCCCUUUAAUUAGGUGGUGUGUGAUAUGUCAGUUAGAUAGCACGUGCCGAUCGAGACAUUGUAUUGCCAAUUUUUGCACAUAAGAUCUGUAUUGCGUGUAAUGUUGAAUCUUGUAAAUAAAUAUGUAGCAUAUUAUUUUAUAGUCUUGAUCAAUAGCCUAAUAGUAUUUUAAAAUAAAUUAAACAUCAUGCAGUAAUGAUUUUUUUGUUGUUGAACUGCUACACUUAUCAGUUGUACUGAUUCGUAAAUUGAUAUCGGCUUAUUCAAAUCUAAAGAAAUGUAGAUUAUACUUCUAGAUUCUGGAUUUUAUACUGCUGCUUGCCGUGAAAUAUACAUGCAUGUUCAUGCACAUGUAUAUGUAGUAAGCUUUUAAUGUUUAGAAUGUCACGCAUGUAGAAUGUACCUGUGCACGAUUGUUUCUUGUUACGAUGUUGUAGAGUUUUAUUGCUUUCAAUUUUUUAAACUCUGGGUAGAAGUGAAAAAAUUACCAUUUUAAGGAAAAUGACAAUUAAAUUUUAUAUGUACCCGUAAUAUUGGUUUCAACCGAGUUUUGUUCAGUUAUUAUCGCAUCAUGAAAAUAAUAGAUGCGCGUGGCUAGAUGAAAGCAGUAGUAGGUCUUCAUAUUACGAGCUUAAAUGAUUUUGUUCUCCUGAUAUUGGUUUAUAUAAUUUAUAUAGAAUAAGAAAUAUAAACUCUGGCUGAAGGAAUUUUGGUUAAAGAAUGUUGUCAACCGACAUGACAAACAUGAAAUUCUUAAAUCAACUGUGGACGAUGAAUAUUGUGUAGACAGACCGCUGAACCCGUGAAUCAUGACAGAUGGAAAUGGCCGGCCUCUUUAAGAAGUAAACGUGUGAUGAAAUCUUUGAAGUGUAAAUGAUUAUGUUAGUUAUUAAUGAUUCAUUUAUUUAUAGUUACAUAUACUGCUUCAUUAUUUUUUUUAUUGCAUACGGUACACAGUUUUGUAUAUUUAUUUGUAGUGUUAAUAUACAUGUACAAUGUUAGCAUAGGCAAAUACACUGCACACGUAUAUUCCAAUUUUAGAGCUUUGAAAUGUAUGUAAAUGUUAACAUUAUCAUGAUUUAUUUACUAAUGCAAAUGGUUAAAUCCAAUGAUAGUAUGUGUUUAAUUCACUACGCAUCAAUAAAGUAUUUUGAA
This is a messenger RNA of Ostrea edulis (European flat oyster), 2563 nucleotides long. Its product is annotated as multiple epidermal growth factor-like domains protein 10. NCBI's taxonomy places the organism in Eukaryota, Metazoa, Mollusca, Bivalvia, Ostreida, Ostreidae. Bases 620 to 1108 code for a protein of 162 amino acids. The record is from RefSeq and is a predicted model, not a curated record. The transcript is spliced from 4 exons.